Molecule: messenger RNA, 4938 nt
Organism: Eublepharis macularius
Lineage: Eukaryota; Metazoa; Chordata; Lepidosauria; Squamata; Eublepharidae
Gene: REELD1
Product: reeler domain containing 1
Exons: 6
Coding region: 3040-4635 (531 amino acids)
Molecular function (GO): oxidoreductase activity, acting on metal ions
Source: RefSeq, a predicted model, not a curated record
UAUCAUGAUUGGUUGGUUUUCUGGUGGGGUGCUACUGGGUCAGACUAGAAAUUUGUUUUCUUUUGUGCUCAUGGUUUUUGUGGCCAUUCUUUUUACAGGGAGGGGGGGUGGAAAUUGGAGGCUCUGGAGCAGCUGUUUUUGCACUCAGCAGCAUCAACAUCACACAGAAUACAGCCAUCCCUCUGAACCAUCAACUCAUUGAGUUUCCAGUACCCACGAACAAGGGGACUGGUGUUAACAGACCACAAAAAACAGUUUUUUCAUUAUAUUUACCGCUUGGGAGUUUCGUUACACGCACACACACGCACACACAUACCCCUUAGAUACAACUUCUUGCUAAAGAUGAAGCUUAUUUUUUUAUCAUUUUUCAGUCAGCUGAAACCUUUCUCAAUACCUCAUUGGAUUCUGUGUGCCCCUUGAUUGUGUCUGUUAAAGGCCAGAUGAACUGUUGAUGUAUAGCAACUGCUUUAAAAGGGCCAAACAGGCAACUUUCUCCAUAGAUAGAAAAGUAUCAAAGUGACAAAGAUGAAAGAAUGGGAUCUUCCCAUAAAAUUCUGGCACUAGGGAUUUUCAUGAAUACCAGUAGUGAAUAGUUUGUUGUUCCCUUUUGAUUCUGCUCUACUAAGAGGGCGAGUUGAUGGAAGGGCAAAAGUGAGUGAUACUUUAACCAGCAAGAGAGCAUCCAGCAAAGACCUAUCUCUAAUUACCCAUGGGAACCAAUAACAAUCUUCUUUCUAUUUUUAUUCUGCUUGAACCAGAUCUUGGCAUAAAGGGAACAGACAAAUAGAGCAGCCUUUUACUGAAAUUUUGAAGCAUUAAUAUUUGUAUUUUAAAAUAAUGGUUUGCAAUUAUGAGAGGUUGUUUUCAUACUUUGUUUUUGGUGUUGAAUCUACUUUACUGAGAUGGUAGUCAAGGAAUAUGUCAAAAAUAAACUUUAUACUGCUCAUGCUCCAGUGAUCUGAACACCUGUUCUGAAGCUUCAGCUAAUACUUGCAGUCUUUCUUCACACUAAGAAUGGGAUUUUCUGGGCAUGACCUAUAUUGUUGGCUAGAGUCACAGACAUCCAGAAUGGAAACAGUGAACAGAGAGUCUUAAGGAUCAGGUGGUAAUUUCCCCCCUUUCCGUUAUUAAGUUGAAGUUGGAUAUUUAAGUUGAUUUUAAUACUGAACAGAGUGGACCUGUUUGGAAUUUUUCUCCUUCCCAAAUAUAUUUCUACUUUUGCUGUAGACUCAUUUACAUAGAACUAUGUAGGACAUAUCCCAUAGUGUGCUAAAGAAAGCUUCUCUGUCUUUGCUCUACAAAUACAAAGGGGAGGGUGAGGAGGCCCUCACCUGCCUUCUCUCUAAGAACACAAACCCUGGAUGAUUCCCCUAUUUGGCUUUUCCUUUUUAUGGCUGCAAUCCUGUGUUCACUUAGGAGUAAGCACCAUUCAUUUUAGUCAGGUUAACUCCCAAAUACAUGUGUAUAGCAUUGUAAAUAUACAUUGUGUUUCCUUGCGCAAGUGCUUGGUAGUUUGGAGGUUUUUUAAAAAAAGAGGACGAGUAGACUGUGAAGAAAACUAACAUGAUUAAAACUGGAUUUGAGCACUGACAAAGUUCCUGUAGGUAUUAAGUAUUAGCAGUAACAGCUGUUGCACUCCCCAUUAGUGGAGAAAGAAAAGAAUUUUUGCUUUAAAGGAUGUUUGCCUGUCAGACUGAAAGAGAAAAUUGCUGGGAACUUGAGGAACAUGUGUCCCAAGGUAAGUGACUGGCAGUGUCAGAAACUGGAACUUCAAAUGUAAUUCUCGUAUCUGAUAUCUAGAAGAGACUGUAUACAUUCAGACAAAACUUGGAAGUUUAGGAGGAAGAACUUGAUACACAUCAAAAGUAAAACAAUUGGUUAGUAUUUAACUUCUGGUGGAAGCAAUUUCUAGCAGAGGCUGCCUUGCCAGGUGGAUGACUCCAUUGUUCAAACCCUUAACUAAUUUUAAGAGGUGAUUCCAUUGCCAGAUGUUCUUUUUAGUGCAUAGUUUCAAGAAUAGUUUUGAAAAAAUGCUGUACUAAAAUCAGUCUUUACAUGUAUGGUUUUUGCUUAAAGUUAAGCAGUUUAAUAUCUAGUGGCAUUUAAAGGCAUAAAUAUAUAGGUGACAGGAAAGCAUAUAUGUGAUGGAGAACUGGAGCACACUGGCAGGGGGAAGGGUUACAAAAUGGUGAGACAUCUCUGAAAGCUCCUUUGCUAGUGCUCACAAUGCUAGAUUUAAAUAGCUUGAUUUGCACAGUGGUGAAUAUUAAAACUUUUAAGAUGUCUGUAAAAAGUCUUUUAUCACCAAAUCAGCACUGGCAUAGUUGGGACUGAGUAGGGCUUGCAUUGUUACUUGGUAAUGUUGUCAGAAGCACCAGCCAGUAGCAAGUAUAUAUAUAUUUUAUUUGGACUCAGUAGACAACAUUGGACAAUGUUCAGAAAAGCAGGGUGUAAUUUAAACAAGUAAAUCGGUGCCCACAAACACUUCUCACAAGGCUGUGCUACCUUCUAGCAAAUCAAUGUAAUGAUUUGAAUGCUUAUGAAAAAAGAAAAUUCUGCAAUGAAUGCUCUAGCAUUGUUUGUAUUGUGGACAAAAAAAUAGGUUGCCACUGUGUGAAAAACAUGGACUGAAAAAGGCCUUAUAAGUCGCUGCUUUUGCUUCUCUGCUGCCAGCUCACAUCCUGCGGCAGAGUCACAGUGUCAAGAAGUACAUAUACUGCUAGAUCGGCAUGAGCCAGAAGCGUAUUGGCAUACCAGUUCAGGUCACAGCCCUGCCAGGAUGGCUUUUUUAAACAUUCUGGAAUAAGUGAAAGCCUGCUUUGUUCUUGAAAUGUUUUAUUUUGUGGUUUAACCAGGGCAGAGCUCCAUAGAUGACUAAACCUCCUUUCUAGCAGUCCAAAGCUUUUGAAAGCCUCAAUUUCAACUAAAUCUGGAAUUCAGAACUGUCACUACCGUAACUCCACACUUGCUGCAUUUUUAUAGAGGUUCUUACUGUGCUUUCAGUCUAAUGUCUUUUUUCCCUGAUAGGUAGAGGAUGAGAUGAAAGCCCAGGCCCUUUGUGUUGUAUGGGCAUUUACAGUCCUGUGUUUAGUUUCAUACUCCGCUGCGUUCUCCCAUGGUGCCAGUCUUUCAGCAUGUACUGACAUGAGACCCAAACACAUCAGAGCUCACCUUCAGAAUCCACACAAUAACUAUAUUACACUCCACACCAAUAUGUCUCUCUUCUUUCCAGGUGACAAAGUACCAGUCACAGUGAGAAGCACACGUGAUUUCAUGGGCUUCAUGCUGCAAGCUCGCAGGGUAUCAAAUGAUCAGAUUGCCGGCACUUUUGUUUACAUUCCUCCUGGAUCCAAACUUCUGACAUGUUUUGAAGAUGGUGAUACUGUUACCCACUCAGACAAGUCGCUGAAGAGAAACCUCUCCUUUGUGUGGAAGGCACCGGAUCAGCCCAUUGGAGACAUCCGGUUCUUUUUAUCAGUAGUCCAGUCGUACUUCGUAUACUGGGCAAGGAUUGAAUCUUCCAUGGUGUCUCAACAAACACAAAACAGAACCAGCGCUGACCGGAGUAUAGCCUCCAGCUCUGUAAAGCCAACACUUCUUCAGAAGCCUUCUGAUCUAGAAGGAGGAUCUACUGCAGGUUCUUCUCCCUAUACUGUCUUAACUCAGUUUGUAAAAGCAUCGUCUACCAGUCUGACCAAGAUUGCAGCAACCCUGAUGUUGGAUCCAGUUUAUAGCAGACACCAAGCCUCUGAGCUCCCUGGCAAUGAAAAUCUUAUUUCUGAAUCCCUAGCAGACUCUGUCCCUUCAAGUGCCAUCAGCCAAAAUAGAGAAAGACCACCCAAUGGAAGUAGCUUAGAUGGUGAUCUAGCACUGGAGUCCUCUCUUCAGUUCCAGGACCUUGGCUUCGUAGCACGAGAUUAUUCCUCCAUCCACGGCACAUACAAUGGGACAGAAAAUGCCUCUAGUAUUCCCAAGUCACUGUGUUCAACAUGUACAGAAGGCAUAGAGGUGGUUUCUAAAUCUUCUAAUCUGGGCAUAUGGAACUCUGCACUCCCCAUUACCGCUUCACCUUUGAUCCAACUUUGGGACCCUCCAUUGCUUUCAGGAGUGGGAACGACAUCAGAACAAUUAGAUAGGGAAAAGGACUCCGAUGCCUCCCAAAGUUUAUCAGCAGCAUCACGGCAGAUGGUGCAGGAAAACCCAGUGACAUGGAAAGGUCCCGCAAACCGCCUGCCCCAGGCAGAAUUCACUGCUCAUGGCCAGGAGAAAGAAGACAAAGAGGCAAAUACACUCCGGAAGGUAACAAGAGCAAUAACCAAAGCCAGUGCUCCUGGAGAUGGAGGCGUAAAGCCAGGCCAGCGCUCGCAGCUGGUAGCUGCUCAACUUGGUGUCCUCCUUGGGUGUUCUGCUGUCCUUGGCAUGGUACUGACUGUCGGUCUGCGCUGCAUCCACUCCCAGUAUUGUCACAAGCGAACAGAGGUGUCCUUUAGUGAGCCAGAGAACAAUGUAAUUGCCCUGAGAGAGAGCGGAGAGAUGAUGCAUUUCAGAAAGAUACGAGAAAACAGCUUUGUCCUGGUCCAGGCAGAGUACAACUGGAUCAGCCCUUCUGGCAGUAGUAAAAAAGCAGUCAUCUAGGGUACUUGACCAUUCACUUUUUUAUAUACUUGGUGAGUUGAGCCUUUAGUAAAAACGAAUUAACACAGAAAACCAGCUUUGGAGCAAUUGCGUAACACCAUCUAAGUGAAUAUAGUCAAACUGAGGAAAGAUGUACAUAUUUUUAUUAUUAUACAAAUGCAUCUUAACCAGAUUACAGAUAAUAUAAAAUGUAGAGGUUUUUGAGUUUCAAAUCUAAUAUAAAUAUGAAUAAAUGCUUUGUUUAAAGCCUUACACUCAAUGCAAUUAAUAUUGAAUGCCUGCUCAUUAAACUAGAUUGUUGUA